Solanum tuberosum (potato) is the source of this 657-nucleotide messenger RNA. RefSeq lists its product as uncharacterized. Lineage: Eukaryota; Viridiplantae; Streptophyta; Magnoliopsida; Solanales; Solanaceae. Bases 1 to 657 code for a protein of 218 amino acids. The transcript has 3 exons. The record is from RefSeq and is a predicted model, not a curated record.
AUGUCGAAUUUGUCAAAGCUUGAAUUUGUGGCACUUGACAUUUCUGGAAAGAACUAUUUGUCAUGGGUACUUGAUGCUAAAAUUCACCUUACCGCUAAGGGUCUUGGUGAUUGUAUAAUCGAAGGAAAUAAGGCAUCAAGUCAUGAUAAAGCGAAAGCUAUGAUUUUCCUUCGUCAUCAUCUUGAUGAAAGCCUGAAGAAUAACUUCCCAAUUGAAAUAUGUGGGGAAACUAUAAAAGAUGAGGACUUGUUGAAAAAGACACUAACUACUUUCCAUGCCUCUAAUAUGAUAUUACAACAACAAUAUCGUGAAAAAGGUUUUCAGAAAUACUCUGAAAUGAUCUCGUGCCUUUUGGUGACUGAGCAACAUAAUGACCUUUUAAUGAAAAAUCAUGAAGCCCGUCCCGCUGGAAGUGCUCUAUUGCCGGAGGCACACGGGGUAGAAGCACACAACCAGAAAGGAAAUAAAGGUGGUGCCUCAUCUUCUAAUGCUCGGGUGGAGUCAUAUUUGACUCUCAAAGAUGAUGUUCAAGCAAGAUCUUCUCAAAAAUAUGAUGAGAGUGUUGAGGCAAACUUAGCAUUGAAAGAUGAUGUUUUUGAUGGGCUCAAUGAUAUUACUCAUCUAGAAGCUGAGGACUUCUUUGGGGAUCGCAAUUGA